AUGCUCUUCACAGCCUUCAACAUCUACAGCGAGAUCAACAAGAUCCGUGACGAUGUUAUUGAAGACAUGGGAGAGUUCAAGUACAUGGCUAACGGAGCCUGGUCCAGUCUAAUGAACCUGGACAAAGUAAGAGAUGCCCAGAAGAAGACUUUCGCCGAACUGAUCGGAAGAAACAAACGUCAGGCUUCGGAAUGCAGAUGCCGCGCCCAAGCCAGAAACUGCCCCAGAGGUCGGCCCGGUCCCAAAGGCUACGCUGGACCAAACGGAGAGCCAGGAAUCGACGGUCCAAAUGGAUCGCCUGGCUUGGCUGGAAUUGCUCAGAUCAAAGCCUUGUACCACACCAACGUCAAGUGCAUCCAAUGCCCUCCAGGUAGACAAGGACCACCUGGACCAUUGGGACCAGUCGGAGAGAAGGGCCAUGAUGGCUAUCCUGGACUAUCAGGACAUCCAGGAAAUGACGGAUACCCAGGCCCACCAGGCCCAUUGGGAGAUCGUGGAGAAGAUGGUGAGCCUGGAUCAGAAGGUCAGCCCGGAAGAAAGGGAAUGGACGGCCGGAAGAUGGCCGAACGCAUUCCUGGCCCACCUGGACAUCCAGGCCAACAAGGACCCCGAGGUCAUGCUGGAUCCCCAGGAGAAGUUACUCCAGCCGAGCCUGGACCACCAGGACCAGAAGGAAAGAUUGGUCAUCCAGGACACCCAGGUCAUGAUGGUAGACCAGGUACCCCAGGCAAGCCAGGAAACCCAGGAGAAGACUCAGCCUACUGCCCAUGCCCUCCACAGUCCAACUCCAACUCUCGAGGAGGCUCAUCUGGAGGGGCGUCGGGAGGCAACGGUGGCUAUGAAGCUCCAGUCUCUGUGGCCAGACCAGCCAUCCCACCUCCAGCUCCGGUUUCAGCCCAAGACACUGGCUACGGUGCCGCUGCUCCAGCUCCGGCUCCAAGUUCUGGUUACGACAGUCCUGCUCCAUCUCAGAAUACUCCUUCUCCUGCUACAGCUGCUCCAGUCCAAAGUAAUGCUGGCUAUGGCCCAGCUCCAGACGCUCCAGCUCCAAGCUCCGGUUAUGAUGCUCCAGUAGCCAAAGCUCCCGCUCCUGCUCCCGUAGCCACAGCUACUGAAGAGCCUUACUUCCCAACCCCAACUAACACUAACAACAACUACAGACGCAGAAGAUUGUUGGCCAAUAGGCGGCCAUAA
Messenger RNA from Bursaphelenchus okinawaensis, 1194 nucleotides. NCBI's taxonomy places the organism in Eukaryota, Metazoa, Nematoda, Chromadorea, Rhabditida, Aphelenchoididae. The record is from the annotation of a GenBank genome assembly.